Arachis duranensis is the source of this 506-nucleotide messenger RNA. RefSeq names its product signaling peptide TAXIMIN 1. Bases 110 to 355 code for a protein of 81 amino acids. The transcript has 2 exons. The record is from RefSeq and is a predicted model, not a curated record. NCBI's taxonomy places the organism in Eukaryota, Viridiplantae, Streptophyta, Magnoliopsida, Fabales, Fabaceae.
CCUUCUCAGAAAUUAAAAAAUAGGAGGUAGUAGCAAACUUCAGAUACAUUAUACAUAAGGCAGUAAGCACUGAAAAAAAGGGCAUUAUCAUUUAUCAAAUCCAUAUAUAAUGUGUUGUUGUUGCUCUGAUGAGGACCGAAAAUGCAGGCCUAUUGGGUUUCUGUUAGGCCUACCUUUUGCCUUCGUUUCUCUCCUAAUCUCUCUUGUGGGUGUCAUUGUUUGGAUCGUUGGGUUGAUUUUGACAUGCAUAUGCCCAUGUUGCCUUUGUGUGACCCUCAUAGUUGAGUUUGCUCUGGCUUUGAUCAAGGCUCCAUUUUCGGUCAUGGAGUGGUUCACCUCUAAGAUUCCAUGUUAGAGAUAUUUGUAUCAUAUGAAGUCUUUGAAGUAGUGGUGAAUAUGAUAGCAAUCCACCGUAUAUUCUUUUGUUAAUUCGUGUAUUCAAUUUUCUUUGAUUAUGGUUUGAUGAAUAUAUAGUGCUCAUCAUGAAACAACUCUUGGUUGUAAAA